Messenger RNA from Erinaceus europaeus (western European hedgehog), 1611 nucleotides. RefSeq names its product NGG1 interacting factor 3 like 1 (gene NIF3L1). Lineage: Eukaryota; Metazoa; Chordata; Mammalia; Eulipotyphla; Erinaceidae. The record is from RefSeq and is a predicted model, not a curated record. Gene Ontology annotation, cellular component: cytoplasm; mitochondrion. The coding region runs from base 147 to 1280 and encodes 377 amino acids. The transcript is spliced from 7 exons.
CGGUCUACUUUUGGCUGCUAGCGGCCGGAACCCUUCACUCCGGAGCUUCCGCACGGAACCGGAAGUGAUGUACGGAGAGCUUGCGGCAGCCCAGCGUUGCGGCGGUUUAAGUUCUCGCGGAGAUAUUCAGUUCUACUGGCUCCUGUAUGUUGUCACCUCGUGUACUCCUGCUCUCCACGAAAGUCCAGCAGGUCCACUCCCUGGUCUGUCAUUCUUCUCGUUCCUCCAUGGAUUUGAAGGCUGUCCUUUCCUCCUUGAAUGCCUUUGCGUCCCUCUCAUUUGCCGAGAGUUGGGAUAAUGUGGGAUUACUGGUAGAACCAAGCCCGCCACACACGGUAAAAACGCUUUUCCUGACCAAUGACCUGACCGAGGAAGUAAUGGAGGAGGCACUGCAAAGGAAGGCGGAUCUCAUUCUGUCCUAUCACCCACCCAUCUUCCGGCCCAUGAAGCGCUUGACCUGGACAAGCUGGAAGGAACGCUUGGUGAUCCGGGCCCUGGAGAACAGAGUGGGCAUCUACUCUCCUCACACAGCCUAUGACGCUGCACCUCAGGGAGUCAACAGCUGGCUGGCCCAAGGGCUUGGAGUUUGCACUUCCAGACCCUUACAUCCUUCCAAAGCUCCCAGCUGCCCCACAGAGGGAACACAUAGAGUAGAAUUCAAUGUUAACUGCAGCCAAAAUGUGGAUAAAGUCAUCUCUGACGUAAAAGAAAUUGCAGGUGUUUCUGUCACGUCUUUAUCUGCUAGGACUGAUGAUGAAGAAGAAACGCGGAUCAGUCUGAACUGUAGUCAGCAAGCUUUAAUGCAGGUCGUGGCUUUACUUUCCCAGAACAGACAACUUUAUCAGAAAACUGAAAUUCUGUCCCUGGAGAAGCCUCCACUUCUCCAUACAGGAAUGGGGCGACUGUGCACACUGGAUGAACCUGUCCCCUUGGCAACCAUGAUUGAACGAAUUAAAAAGCACCUAAAACUAACUCAUGUUCGUCUUGCUCUUGGAGUAGGGAAGACCUUAGCAUCUCAAGUGAAAGUGGUGGCCCUGUGUGCUGGAUCUGGGAGCAGUGUCCUGCAGGGGACAGACGCAGACCUUUACCUCACAGGUGAAAUGUCGCAUCACGAUGUUCUGGAUGCCGCUUCGCAAGGAAUAACUGUCAUCCUUUGUGAGCACAGCAACACUGAGCGAGGAUUCCUUUCUGAUCUUAAAGAUAUGCUGGGUGCUCACUUGGAAAAUAAGAUUAAUAUUAUCCUGUCAGAGACAGACAGGGACCCUCUGCGUGUAGUAUAAAUGUCAAUGGAAGGAAGACACAUCUACGUACUGACUGGACUCCCUGCUUAACUGGAACAAGAGUCAGUGAAAUUCAUAUCCUUCUAGAAGAAUGUGCUGAAAUUGCACUAUGUAGUAGGGGCCAGGGGGUUGCGCACCUGGCUGAGCACACGUUUUACAGUUCGCAAGGACAUGGGUUUGAGCUCCUGUCCCCAACUGCAGGAGGAAAGCUUUUCGAGUGGUGAAGCAGUGCUGCGGGUGUCUCUCCGUCUCUCUCCCUCUCUACCACCCCCUUCUAUAUUUCUGGCUGUCUCUAUCCAAUAAGUAAAUAAAUUAAUUAAAAAAGAAAAAA